Molecule: messenger RNA, 773 nt
Organism: Paramecium sonneborni
Lineage: Eukaryota; Ciliophora; Oligohymenophorea; Peniculida; Parameciidae
Source: the annotation of a GenBank genome assembly
AUGCAACCUAAAUCAAUAUAGAGAAAAGAGUCUAUGGUUCCUUAAGGUACUUCAAUAUCUAUUUGUUCUUCGAUGUUAUUCAUGAUAGGUUAAUCAUGGUAUGAAAUGAAAAGAAGACCUUAUGGAUAUUGUGUAUCAUUUUUUAGUGUUUUGAUUGUUGUUGCUGCAAGUGCUGUUAAUUAAUCUAUAAUUGAUAGAGCACCUUUUGUUUUUUUUAAAUUAGCAGAAGGUCUAGCAGCUCAAUCUGACAUAUUGUAAUUAAUAAUUUAAGAUUAGGUUGAAUGUAAAUCCUAAUUAUUUAAGUGAAGAACAGGAUAAAUCUCCUCAAUAUUUGAUUAUUAUUUAUAGUGGCACAGCAAGAUAAUAAGGAUAUCUUAUAGUUGACUUUAUGAAUUUCACUAGGGUGAAUGAAAUAUUAGGACCAGAAAGAGCAAAUUAAACAAGUCCAAGAAUUUAAUAUUAAAUGAAUUUUACAUACUUAUAAAAAACAGGUGAUUGUGAGAAUGUAGAUAUUGAUGAUAUAUGAAAUAGUUAGUGAAAUAAAGCAUAAUAAUAGUUAAUUAAAAUAAAAAUAAAAAAAUGUUAGAAAUUUAAGAAUAUCUAAAAGAUAGGAAUUUGGAAGUUAAGCUCAUUUUAAUGAUUUAAGAGAUGGAUAAUAUUUAGGUCACAAUUGCGGAGGUUAAUAACCACAUCUAGAUAUAUUGAAAGAGAAAGCAAUAAGAUUGGGUUGGGAAUAUCCAUUUGGUGAAUUUAAGAAACAGAAAUAAUAAUGA